AUGCAAAAAUCUGAGGAGCAUCCAAAGGCAGCUAACUCCACAAUUUUCGAUUUGCUCAUAGAUCUCAAAGCUGCUCAGUUUGCUUUGUUGGCGCAAGCCUUCAGCAAAACAGGUGUUGUUCUUGAUGAUGUUGUCUAUUCACACAAAGAUAUGGUUGCAUUCCAUUCCUCUUUUAGUCAAUUGGUUAUUUGCAGAUUCUAUUCGGCUGUGUUGAAUGACUCGCAAAAUACUUCAUCGAUCGAUAAUGAAUACAAUAAAUUCGUUAUUAAGUUGUAUUGCAAUAAUCUCAACGUCAACAAUCAUGAUCAACCUGUUGCUAGAUGUGGGAUUCCUUCUGUUUCCAAAACCAUUUACACCGAAAGACAUAUUUGGGUCAACCCUAAUCAGUUCAGCGACUUAACUCCUCGUCUAGGUCAGAAUGAUGGCAAUGGUCAACAGCCGAUUAGUGUUGAAAAAGAAGCUUCAGAAUUGUAUGAAUCUUUUGCUGCCCCAUCUGUUGUUGCGUUGACUUCUACAAAUUUGCAUGAACUUCCAGGUCAUCAAGCUCAAACUGUUACACAACAUUUAUCAAAGCAAUGA
Ascoidea rubescens DSM 1968 is the source of this 579-nucleotide messenger RNA. RefSeq lists its product as uncharacterized. The coding region runs from base 1 to 579 and encodes 192 amino acids. NCBI's taxonomy places the organism in Eukaryota, Fungi, Ascomycota, Saccharomycetes, Ascoideales, Ascoideaceae. The transcript has 4 exons. The record is from RefSeq and is a predicted model, not a curated record.